This is a messenger RNA of Lontra canadensis (Northern American river otter), 565 nucleotides long. RefSeq names its product gastric inhibitory polypeptide (gene GIP). The record is from RefSeq and is a predicted model, not a curated record. Gene Ontology annotation, biological process: regulation of insulin secretion; response to starvation; response to glucose. Lineage: Eukaryota; Metazoa; Chordata; Mammalia; Carnivora; Mustelidae. The coding region runs from base 1 to 453 and encodes 150 amino acids. Gene Ontology annotation, molecular function: hormone activity; glucagon receptor binding. The transcript is spliced from 5 exons. Gene Ontology annotation, cellular component: extracellular region.
AUGGGCAGGGUGAGCAUCGUCUGGCCCUGCCUCCUGAUUCCCCUCACCUCCUGCCCCUCCUGUGGUGUCCAGGCUUCUAGCUCUCUCCUCCCUCUGCCCCUCAGAGUCCACGCGAAGGUCAGUGGCUUCCGACCUCGAGGCCCCAGGUAUGCCGAGGGGACUUUCAUCAGCGACUACAGUAUCGCCAUGGACAAGAUCCGCCAGCAAGACUUUGUGAACUGGCUGCUGGCGCAGAAGGGGAAGAAGAACGACUGGAAACACAACAUCACCCAGAGGGAGGCUGGGGCCCUGGAGCUGGCCCAUCAAUCUGACAGGAAGGAGGAGGAGAGGGAGCAGCAGGGCUCCCUCCCCAGGAACCCCAGUGAUGAAGAUUUGCUCAGGGAUUUACUGAUGCGAGAGCUGCUGGCCUGGAUGGUGGAUCAGAUGGAAGUCUGCAGGCGCAGAUUUCAGUGACUCAGACCAAACCCAGAUCGGGCCUGGACUCUGCCCUUCGCUCACUCAGGACUCAGCCCCACUCCAGGGUACCCAAGAGAAGCCAAACCAAUAAAGUUUAAGCUGAAAUAAA